AUGCUUUUUGCCAUCGAUCUCCCUGCUGAUACUCGAGCAAUGACUGUCUUUACUGCAGUGGAGAGAUUUUACAACGAAAAGAAGAUACCACUGCAAAAUAUAUUGCAAUGUGCAACCGAUGGCGCUGCUGCAAUGGUUGGCAAACAUAGGGGCUUCAUUGCGCUUAUGAGAAGAAAAAUACCUGGACUGAUUGCCACUCACUGCGUCAUCCAUCGGCAGCAUUUGGUCGCUCGUAAUCUUAGUGCAGAACUGCACGACGCUUUGCAUAUUGCGAUAAAAUGUAUAAACAAAAUUAAGGCUAAUUCACUUAAUGAUAGGCUUUUCCGUGUCCUUUGUCACGACAACGAAGAAGAUUUUGAAUGUCUUUUAUUACAUACCGCAGUACGAUGGCUUUCUAAAGGUGCAUGUAUGACUCGAUUUUACUCCCUCUACGAUUCAGUGGUCGAAUUUCUUUCCGGUGUCGAUUUUCAAUUGGCCGAAUCCUUGAUACCAUUAAAAAAUGAUAUCGCAUACUUGGCGGACAUUUUCAGUUUCAUGAAUGAAGUAAACAAAAAACUUCAGGAUGAAAUGAUAACGCUUAUCAGAUGCAAAAGUGUUCUAACGUCAUUCAUAUCAAAGCUUUCAUUAUACAAGGACAAUAUGGGGCGGAAUACUUUGUCACAAUUUCCAAAUCUAUGCGAGAAUAAUGUAACAGAAAAUGAACGACUCAAAUACUGUGCUCGUUUACAAAACCUAGUGGAGGAUAUGAACAUUCGCUUUGAAGACCUCAUCAGUCUAACGGUGCCGCGCUGGAUAGUACAACCAUUUUCUGCCGAACCGGCUGAUCUAAAAGUCGAACUUCAAGAUCAAUUCAUCGACUUACUACAUGAUGAGGAAUCGAAGAUGGAUUUUACCGAUGAUCGAUAUGAUGUCUUUUGGUGCAGGUCAUCGAGCAAGUACCCGACAAUUUUUGAGGAGGUAGAACCCUGGAUUCUUUCAUUUCCUACGUCUUAUAUGGUGGAAAAGGGGUUUUCAGCCGUGACACUAUUGCUGUCAAAACAACGGAAUCGGCUUUCCAUCACUAAACGGGGUGAUUUGAGAUUGUUUCUGACAAAAAUGUCACCCAAAAUUAAAAAACUCGCUGAAGAGCACCAAGCUCACCCAUCACAUUAA
Styela clava is the source of this 1152-nucleotide messenger RNA. NCBI's taxonomy places the organism in Eukaryota, Metazoa, Chordata, Ascidiacea, Stolidobranchia, Styelidae. The record is from RefSeq and is a predicted model, not a curated record.